Messenger RNA from Phytophthora infestans T30-4, 378 nucleotides. RefSeq lists its product as uncharacterized. The transcript has a single exon. The record is from RefSeq and is a predicted model, not a curated record. NCBI's taxonomy places the organism in Eukaryota, Oomycota, Peronosporomycetes, Peronosporales, Peronosporaceae. Gene Ontology annotation, biological process: protein O-linked glycosylation. Bases 1 to 378 code for a protein of 125 amino acids. Gene Ontology annotation, cellular component: Golgi apparatus. Gene Ontology annotation, molecular function: alpha-1,3-mannosyltransferase activity.
AUGAAGGAACACCCCGACACGCUUUGCGGUAGUAUCCUCCAGUACAUGCCGGUAGAUGACAACAAUCCGGAAAUGUUGUACGUGAACGGAAAGGCAUUGGUGGACCCAUAUCCGUCAGGCGUUGACGGUAUCGCCACCUCCCGCCGCCAGAAUCUCUAUAACACGUUUCCUACACACAUGGUACCGCGACAGAAGCGGACGCCGACCAAGCCGUCUCGGCAACAUUUUACCAUCGAGUGUAUGGUUGGUCUAGGCUCGACUCCGCUUCCUAAAACUUUCGCUGGCUCCUUGAUGCGUCGCCGGCUUCAUUUCUUGGGUGUUUCAACAGGUGUGCUUGGCUCGCUCCAGCAUUGCGAGACUUACAAACUCAACUUCUAA